UACACAUUUUUCAUUUUCAAUAAAUAAUUAAUUAAAUUUUGGCUUCUUAUUGUAUAUUUUUUAUAAUAUUAAUAAAAAAUAUCAAUAUGGUCAGAAAACUAAAAUUUCACGAACAUAAGUUACUAAAAAAAGUAGAUUUUAUAUCAUGGGAAGUUGAUAGUAAUAAUUUACAUGAAGUAAAAAUUAUGAAAAAAUAUAUGAUUCAAAAAAGAGAACAUUAUACACUGUACAAUAAAUUAUCUCGUGAAAUAAGAAACGUAGCAGAAAAAAUAAAAGCUUUAGAACCUACAGAUUCUUUUAGAAAUGAACGAGGUGCUCAACUUUUAGAAAAAUUGUACAUGUUGGGAUUGAUUACAACUAAAAAAAAUUUUGAACUAUGUUCCAAAGUUACUGCAUCAUGUUUUUGCAGACGUCGAUUACCUGUUAUAAUGGUUAGGUCAAAAAUGGUACAAACAUUGAAGGCUGCAACAACAUAUAUUGAACAGGGGCAUGUUCGUGUUGGUCCACAAUUGGUUAAAGAUCCAGCAUUUUUAGUAUCAAGGCCUCUUGAAGACUUUGUAACAUGGGUAGACAAUUCUGCUAUCAAGAAACACAUAUUAGAGUAUAAUGAUCUCAAAGAUGAUUUUGACAUAAUGUAAAAUAAAUUUAUUUGAAUGAUUAUUAUUUCAACUUACAUUUUUUAAACUAAUAUUUCAAUUUAUAAUAAAGUUGUUAUUCUAUUAUAACACAAUAAUAAGGUUAUAAUUUUAAGUGAUUUUUUUUUUUUUUUUUUUGAAAUUAUUUUUUUUAAUAAAUUACAUUUCUUGGUUUC
Messenger RNA from Daktulosphaira vitifoliae (grape phylloxera), 811 nucleotides. Its product is annotated as U3 small nucleolar ribonucleoprotein protein IMP3. The transcript is spliced from 4 exons. The coding region runs from base 87 to 638 and encodes 183 amino acids. The record is from RefSeq and is a predicted model, not a curated record. Gene Ontology annotation, biological process: rRNA processing. Gene Ontology annotation, cellular component: small ribosomal subunit; small-subunit processome; Mpp10 complex. Gene Ontology annotation, molecular function: snoRNA binding; rRNA binding; structural constituent of ribosome. Lineage: Eukaryota; Metazoa; Arthropoda; Insecta; Hemiptera; Phylloxeridae.